AUGUUUAGUGAGAUGAAUCCUGAUCGGACGGAAUCCCUUCACCUCUUCCAGAUCUUCUCCGUGAUCACCUUGAUGGGUUACCCGCUGUACCUCGUCGGGAUUUCGUAUCUUCGAUUCCGGUUCUGCCGGCCUGUGGACUCCAACUGCAUGAUCGGGGCCACUGUCGUCUCCGCCGUUUCCGUCGUGGCGCAUUCGCUUCUCAUCCAUGGAAUUCGGAAGGCGAAGAGGAAACUGAUGAUCCCGUGGUUGUGCCUGUAUUCCCUUUUCCUGCUCCUCAUCCUGUUGUCUGCGGUCAUCCUGCUCUUCUCGACGAUCCUCUAUGGCACAUACAGGCAUCCCGUCGCCGUGUUCCUCGCCGUCGUGACCGUCUGCCUCCUCGUCAGCUGCCCCGUCGCCAUCCACUUCUUCAUCGUCGUCUUCUCCUAUUUUAGGGAACUCGAAAACGUGCCGCCACAUCGAAAAGGACAGGAAAUGGUUUUCCUCGAGGAGCCCAUUUACAGCGCGACGUUGGACGAGGAUUGA
Messenger RNA from Darwinula stevensoni, 522 nucleotides. NCBI's taxonomy places the organism in Eukaryota, Metazoa, Arthropoda, Ostracoda, Podocopida, Darwinulidae. The record is from the annotation of a GenBank genome assembly.